Messenger RNA from Loa loa (African eye worm), 558 nucleotides. RefSeq lists its product as hypothetical. The coding region runs from base 1 to 558 and encodes 185 amino acids. The transcript has 6 exons. The record is from RefSeq and is a predicted model, not a curated record. NCBI's taxonomy places the organism in Eukaryota, Metazoa, Nematoda, Chromadorea, Rhabditida, Onchocercidae.
AUGGAAGGAUUGAAAUUUCAUGUCGAACCAGAUUUUAUUUAUGUUGACAGCAAUGAAGAAUUGAUAAAUCUUCAUGAAAUCAUUAAUGAAAAUUUAUUUCCGAUCAUUUUUCGAGUCAAAGUGACGCAUCCUACCGAUUUCCGAGUAAAUCCAACUAGCGGUAUCGUUGGUGCUAAGCAAACUUUAAUGCUCAAAAUCAAGCGUCUUAAAACUGAACCUCGAAGUGAUCGUUUCGAUCUUGAAGCAUUACCAUACAUCGAGGAAUUGCUGCAAACAGAUAAACGUACAACACGAGUACCAUUAAAACAUCGAAUACGCCUAUUUUUUAGCUUUGGAUACGUACCCAUCGUAUAUUCCGUUAGAUACAAGCAAGUUGAACCAUGGGAUGCCAUAUUUCCUGCGCUAGACGAUCCUGACAAUCUCAAAAUUUCACCUCAUCUUUCGCAAAUUUGCAAGGAAGCUGGAAUUACACAGGAAGAAAGAGAACAUUUAACUUUGAAUGAAUUUAUUAUAUUGGAUGCAGCAACAACUCGAACUGAAACAGACUCUAUCCCUUGA